Molecule: messenger RNA, 1874 nt
Organism: Drosophila elegans
Lineage: Eukaryota; Metazoa; Arthropoda; Insecta; Diptera; Drosophilidae
Product: serine/threonine-protein phosphatase 4 catalytic subunit
Exons: 2
Biological process (GO): double-strand break repair via homologous recombination; peptidyl-serine dephosphorylation
Cellular component (GO): cytoplasm; nucleus
Molecular function (GO): protein serine/threonine phosphatase activity
Source: RefSeq, a predicted model, not a curated record
GUGCGUGCUGCCGUUGCAAUUGACGGAUUAUAUAAGGCGUUUGAGCCGCGGCUGCAUUGAUUUUCCAUUAACAAAUGGCGCGUCUCGUCGAGAGCAAUAGGAAGAUCUUUCGCUAUUCUCUUGGCCAAAUGCCUCAAUGGGUUUGCAUUGCCGUUCUUCGUUGGUCAACAGUGAUGGAUACUAUUUAGACUUGUUCUUAGGUAUUUAUGUGAGAAACAUUUUAUUUCUGUUUGGUCUAAAUUGGUACAUUUUCAUAGAUAAAAAAUGUUCUAAGUAUUAGGUGUUACUUUCUGUCAGUAUUAGGAAGUUGUACACAGAUUUAUAUUAAGGUCUUUCAGUUUAAUAGUUGUACCUAAUUUAUGUACUAUUAUGUACAUAAAAACGAUUUUAGAACUCGUAAAACAGAGGGAAAGUGGUCCAAUAAUUUUUUUAAAAAGUUUCUGAAUAUGGCAAAUACCUUUCUACAGUUAAGAUGUGGCGAACAUUUUACCAGCAACAUUUGUACCUUGCCUAGUUAUAGCCAAAACUUGUACCAUUCCCAUCACUGUUGGCCAGUGACGUCGACAGUUUAAGAAUAGAGAUGAUGUCGGCCUGGUGACUUAAGAAGAUGAGUGAUGCGGAUCGUCUGGUGGCCAAUCUGCGCCGGGUGCCCGUCCGUCUGCCGAAGGAGUUGGAGGUUCGCCAGCUGUGCCGCUCCCUGAGUGACUUGCUUGCCGGAGAGGCCAAUCUGCUGAGCCUACAGAGUCCGCAGAUCGUGUGCGGCGACAUCCACGGCCAGUUCCAAGAUCUGCUGCACCUGUUGGAUCUGGGCGGAUCGGUUGGCGAACAUCGCUACUUGUUCCUGGGCGAUCUGGUGGAUCGAGGCAAGAACAGCGUGGAGACCUUCCUUCUGCUGGCUGCCCUCAAGGUCAAAAAUCCCGGGCAAGUGAGUUUGCUAAGGGGAAACCACGAGUGCCGCAGUGCCACGCGGUCCUACGGAUUCUAUGAGGAGUGCCUGGCCCAAUAUGGUUCGGCAAAUGUCUGGAGGAUGUGCUGUCGAGUCUUCGAUCUCUUGCCACUGGCGGCGACUAUCGAUGGGAAAAUCUUUUGCGUACAUGGCGGACUGUCGCCCCAAAUCCAGCAGUUGGAUGAGUUUCACAAGCUGGAUCGCUUUCACGAGAUCCCCGAAAGCGGCUGUAUAGCGGAUCUUCUUUGGAGCGAUCCCCAGGAAGCACUCGGAUGGACGGCAUCGCCACGCGGACAUGGACAGCUCUUUGGCAGGGAUGUGGUGGAGGAGUUUAACCGGAGGAAUGGAAUCUCUCUUAUAUGCAGGGCACAUCAGUUGGCAGCUGAAGGCUUUCGUUGGCAUUUUGGCCAACAGCUGGUUACCAUCUGGUCGGCACCUAACUAUUGCUAUCGCUGCGGCAACAAGGCGGCCAUUCUGCGUCUCAAUUCAGUCGGGGAUUAUGGUUUUGAGGUGUUCGAGGCGCAGGCGCUGCACACCAAACCGCAGCCAAAGAGACCGAAGAAGCGGUGCCGUCAGUUUUUCCUAUGAUGCAAUCUACCCGUGAAUCUUAUCCCAAGAUACAAUACAAUGUCAAGUUCGCAGAGAGGAAGAAUCAGCGAAUCAGCUGUUGCAACUAGUCGUACUCGUACACCCCAUCUCUCUUAAAAAAAAAACUCUGCCAUUCCACAUUACUCUUAAGCUCAUAAUCAAUAAAUAAAUACUCAGUAAAACAUUCAGGUAGAUUUCCCUUAACCGUAGUUGACUCUGGCAAUGGGUCUCUUAAGCUAUUUAUCUUAUCUACACUCUUUUUAACUCUGUAGCUUAUCUGGCUGACAGCAGCGCUUAAAAUUAUAGCACUUUUUGAGUUGCUUUAAAUUUAUUUUUAGCU